Capsaspora owczarzaki ATCC 30864 is the source of this 1021-nucleotide messenger RNA. RefSeq lists its product as hypothetical. NCBI's taxonomy places the organism in Eukaryota, Filasterea, Ministeriida, Capsasporidae. Gene Ontology annotation, biological process: proteasome-mediated ubiquitin-dependent protein catabolic process; protein targeting to ER. The transcript is spliced from 5 exons. Gene Ontology annotation, cellular component: endoplasmic reticulum; cytoplasm. Gene Ontology annotation, molecular function: zinc ion binding. The record is from RefSeq and is a predicted model, not a curated record. Bases 86 to 952 code for a protein of 288 amino acids.
GCUGGCUGAACAGCAACAGCAACAACAUUGGUGAUCACUGUUAAGUUCGGCGGAACAGUCUUUCCAUCUCGUCUUCGCAGUCGUGAUGGAUUUCGGCACGCACUGCGCAGUGACGACCUGCAAGCAGCUCGACUUCCUGCCGUACACUUGCGACGCGUGUCAUCGAAUUCACUGUGCCGAGCACCGCGCGUACACGGAUCACACCUGCCCUGAAGCAUACACAAAGGAUGCCCGUGUUCCAGAGUGCCCAAUAUGCGGCAAGCCAGUGCCCGUCCCUCGCAAGGGCAUGGAUCCAAACCUCGCGAUGGAAGAGCAUAUCAACGGUGGCUGUGCGACCCCUGCAGCAACAGCGACCAAGAUUUUCGCAAACGCCUGCAGCUUCCAGAAUUGCAAGACGAAAGAGGCCAUGCCAAUGCGGUGCGCAACCUGCCGGAAGAAUUAUUGUCUGAAGCAUCGCAUCGAGCAAGACCACCAGUGCUCCGCACAGGCGGGAGCGUCCCAGCAACGAAACCAAGGUUCCGGGCCGUUCCGCUCAACCCCAGCUCAACCCGCUGCUUCUCGGACGACUCCAGCACCGAGCGCUGCCAAAUCCAACACGCGACCGCAGCAGGGCGCGAUGAACACAACUGGUAGACAACUUGCGGAAGAGCGAAGCCUGCGACAGACAAACGCCCCAUCCAAUCGGGCACCAGCAAGCGCAGUCCAUGCCAACGGCGGCUUGAGCGAGGACGAGGCUUUGGCGCGCGCCCUUGCCGAGUCAGCACGCAUUUCCAGCAGCAGUGGACCGACAAGCAAUGCUCCAGAUGGCUCUAAUCUGAGUGAAGAAGAUAUCGAGCUCCAGCGCGCCAUGCAGCAGUCUUUGGCCGAGCAACAGCGUCGCCGGCAACAGCAACAGCAACAGCAACAACAGCAGCAAGCUUCGAAUAGCGAGUCAGGUUGUUGCGUGAGCUAGGUGGAGUCCAACUCUUUGUAUUUAUUGACAGCAAACUGUAUACAAUUAAAAAUCCCAAAUGGCAUUGAC